This is a messenger RNA of Schistocerca serialis cubense, 843 nucleotides long. Its product is annotated as E3 ubiquitin-protein ligase siah-1-like. The record is from RefSeq and is a predicted model, not a curated record. NCBI's taxonomy places the organism in Eukaryota, Metazoa, Arthropoda, Insecta, Orthoptera, Acrididae. The coding region runs from base 1 to 843 and encodes 280 amino acids. Gene Ontology annotation, cellular component: cytoplasm. The transcript has a single exon. Gene Ontology annotation, biological process: multicellular organism development; proteasome-mediated ubiquitin-dependent protein catabolic process. Gene Ontology annotation, molecular function: ubiquitin conjugating enzyme binding; ubiquitin protein ligase activity; zinc ion binding.
AUGACGCAGGUGGUAAGGUUACCUUCAUCGCCGAGAGCAAACGACAGCGGCGCUCUGGAACAGCGACGGCAGCAGCUGGCUCGGUGCCGGGCGUGCAGCUUCCUCAUGGUGGGGCAGGUGUCCUGCUGCCCCAACAGUCACGCCACCUGCUGCUCACAGGGUGGCAAGUGCCGGGUCUGCGGUGAGCCGCUGCUGCCGCCCUCCACCUACACACUGAACCUGCAACAGCUGGCAGCUGCAGAGCCUGUGGUGCAGUGCGCCCAGCCCGGCUGUCCCGAGCGCGCGCCGUUACCACAGAUGGCCGCGCAUGAGCGCAUCUGCGCGCACCGCCCGAUGCGCUGCCUCGUCGAGCCGGACACCUGUUCGUGGCAUGGCCGGCGCGCCGACCUGGAGGCGCACACCCAGGCCCAACAUCCGAACCACUUCGUGCGCUUCCCCAGCACAGCCGGCGCCAGCGUCUCGUGGCGCAUCUCCAAGCAGGGCUGCUGUGUCGAUCUGACGCGCCACCUCGUCAUGGCACUGGGCGAGACAUUCGUCUACCAGAAGGAAUUCUGCUACCCAGAGCGCCAGCUGUACAUUGCUGUGCAGCUGGUGGGCCCACCCGAACGCAGCAUGCGCUUCCGAUACAAGUUCGAGCUUACCCGCAAUGAGGCGGCCCACUCUGUGACUUUUGAGCGAGCCGUCCAUUCGGAGGACGAAGACUUAAAGCGGGCUGCUGGCCUUGGAGACUGCAUCAAGGUCCCAUACGACACCAUUACACAGUUCUGUCAUGGCGAGAGGGUGGUCGUGCUGUGCAAAGCCAAAUACCCAUAUAAACAUGAACUGCCAAUUACACAUUUGUAG